Molecule: messenger RNA, 1227 nt
Organism: Beta vulgaris subsp. vulgaris (sugar beet)
Lineage: Eukaryota; Viridiplantae; Streptophyta; Magnoliopsida; Caryophyllales; Amaranthaceae
Exons: 1
Coding region: 94-1113 (339 amino acids)
Source: RefSeq, a predicted model, not a curated record
AUAAAACUCCUCUUUCAAGUUUCAAUAUAAUGUUCAAAAAGAAUCCCAUAUCCUAAAUUUGCCAAAAAGAAAGCUUCAUACACAUUAUUAUCCAUGGAUAGAGAACAAGAAGAGCUACAAUUCUUAAACUUCUUUGGCAUAUGCAAAGAAUCAACAAAUAUCAUCUUUAAAUGGUCCAAAAUUUUCACCAAGAUAACCUUCACCUUAAUCAUUCCCCUUUCUUGCAUUUUUCUAGCUAAUCAAGGCUUUUCCACCUUCAUUACUAACAAGAUCAUCACCAAUGCGACUACCUUAGAUUACAUCCCUCAAGGAAGCGCGGCUUAUAACAAGAUUUCAAAUUUAAUCACCUCUGAAUGGACUGCAUUUUGGCUCAUCAAACUUGCAUACUUCAUGUUCCUCCUAAUAUUUUCUCUCUUGUGCACCUCUGCAAUCGUCUACACAGUUGCUUGUAUAUAUACUGGUAAGGAAAUUACCUUCAAAAAGAUCAUGAGUGUGGUUCCUAAGGUAUGGAAGAGGCUAAUGGUCACUUUGCUAUGGAAUUUUGCCAUAAUGUUUGCAUACAAUUUUGUUUGGUUCAUAAUUUCAAUGAUAGCUAUUCUCAUAUGGUUGAUUUUAUUUUUUCCAAAUGGUGAGGUUGUUGGAAAUGUAGGUUCAUGCAUAAUGUUGCUAUUAUACCUAGUUGGAUUUACUUAUAUUAGCAUAAUAUGGCAAUUAGCUAGUGUUGUUUCUGUGUUAGAAGACACUUAUGGAAUUCAAGCAAUGACCAAAAGCAAAGAUUUAAUCAAGGGCAAAAUGGGAAUUUCAAGUGCUAUGUUCUUGAUCUUCACUAUAUGCUUAGUGGGUAUUGAAAUGUUGUUUCAGCAAUCAGAGGUGAUUGAUUGGAGGAUUAAUGGAGUUUUAGUGAAAUUAGGUUAUGGAAUUUUGUGUUUGUUGUUGUUGACUUUACUUUUUCUUUUUGGACUUGUUGUUCAAACUGUCAUAUAUUUUGUGUGUAAAUCAUAUCACCAUGAGAAUAUUGACAAGUCUUCAUUGGCUGAUCAUCUAGAAGGGUAUCUUGGGGAAUACAUUCCUUUGAAUUCUAAAAACAUACAAUUGGAGGAAUAUCAUGUGUAAUUACUCCAUAAUUGUUGGUUUUUUCAUUUUGGUAUAUGUAUUUCAUGACUUUUAUUCCAUGUAUGUAAUGAGUUUGGAAAGAUCUUCAAUGUAACAUAUAUAUUUUUGAUUUUA